ACCGACCUGCUAUUUCUCGUCGAUACCACGCAUCCUCUGAAAGCAUAUCUCGACGCCGUCAAACAACAAAUCAAGAGUACCGUAGCUGGGGUCAAAAGAUUAUUCGUUGACGAAACCACCUUACGUAUUGCUGUGGUUGGGUACAAAGAUCACCGGGACAAACCCCAUAUCCAGUUUCAAGACUUUACAACUUCCGUUGAGGGAGUCUUGGUCUUUCUUAACACCUUGACCGCAACUAGAGGAGACGACUAUCCCGAAGAUGUUCUUGGCGCCGUACAGAGGGCCACCAAAAGUCCCUGGCAGCAACAAACCCGUGAGCAUCACGGCCUUACGUACAACUGGCUGAUCCACAGACUGGUCAAAUUGAACAUCAACUACAUCUUCUUGCGCAUCACUGCUCAUACCGAUCGCAUGGCCGCGGUCUUCGCGCAGGUCUAUGCGGGAGCUGGAGCAGGGGCUAGCCUACUUCCUGACAAUUACUACAGCGAGCAGGUCAACAACAAGCUUCAUCGCUGUGGCAAGUCAGGCCUCACGUUCCCCGAGUUAAAUCUAGGGAACUAG
Podospora anserina S mat+ is the source of this 561-nucleotide messenger RNA. RefSeq lists its product as uncharacterized. Gene Ontology annotation, cellular component: cytoplasm. The transcript is spliced from 2 exons. Lineage: Eukaryota; Fungi; Ascomycota; Sordariomycetes; Sordariales; Podosporaceae. The record is from RefSeq and is a predicted model, not a curated record. The annotation marks the transcript as partial. Gene Ontology annotation, biological process: peptidyl-threonine phosphorylation. Gene Ontology annotation, molecular function: protein serine/threonine kinase activity.